AUGGCAAUGCAAUUAGGGUCUUUGCUCUUUGGUCUGGUGCUAGUAAUUGGCUUUUCAUUGCAAAAUAGCGAAGCUGCUACAGAUCCACCAGUUGUUUGUGACACUAUCAACAGGACCAAUUUCGAAACAGGGUUCAUAUUCGGCGCGGCUUCAGCAUCUUACCAGUAUGAAGGUGCUGUCCAAGAAGAUGGUAGAGGACCAAGCAUAUGGGAUAACUACACCCACCAAUAUCCAGAGAGAAUUAAGGAUGGGAGCAAUGCGGAUGUCACAGUUGAUCAAUAUCACCGCUAUCAGGAAGAUGUAAAUAUCCUGAAUGAUACGGGAUUGGAUGCUUAUAGGUUCUCUAUCUCAUGGUCCAGAGUGUUGCCAAAUGGAACACUAAGUGGAGGCGUGAACGAGGCUGGAAUUGAAUAUUACAACAAACUCAUCAAUGAAACCCUACUCAAAGGUCUAAAGCCAUUUGUGACCAUCUUCCAUUGGGAUCUUCCACAAGCUUUGGAAGAAGAAUACGAUGGUUUCUUAAGCUUUGAAAUUGUCAAGCAUUUUAAGGAAUACGCAAACCUUUGUUUUGAGAGAUUUGGUGAUCGUGUAAAGCACUGGAUCACAUUGAAUGAGCCAUAUGCCUAUAGUAACAUGGGUUAUGCAAUUGGGACCUUCGCACCGGGUCGAUGCUCUGAUUGGCAGCAAUUAAACUGCACUGGCGGAAAUUCAGCUAUUGAACCAUAUUUGGUGACACACAACCUCCUUCUUGCUCAUGCAAAUGCUGUAGACUUGUACAAAACUACAUAUCAGGCACUUCAACGUGGCGUGAUAGGGAUAACACUAGUGUCACAUUGGUUUGUGCCAGUUUCUAAUGCAACGCACCAUACAAAUGCGCAAUUACGAGCUUUGGAUUUUAUGUUUGGAUGGUUCAUGGACCCAAUUACAAGUGGCCAGUAUCCGCACAGCAUGCAAGUUCUUGUUGGUCCUCGAUUACCAAGAUUCACGAAAGAACAAUCCAAGUUGCUAGCCGGGUCAUUUGAUUUUCUUGGACUAAAUUAUUAUACUACUUACUAUGCAAGUUAUGCAGGUCACAACAAUUCUGUACCCCCAAGCUACCUAACAGAUGCUCGCGUUAAUCAAUCACCGGAGCUUAAUGGGGUUCCAAUUGGUCCACAGGCUGGUUCAGACUGGUUAUAUAUUUAUCCGGAAGGAAUUUACGAUCUUUUACUCUACAUAAAGAAUAAGUAUGAUAGUCCACUCAUUUACAUUACGGAGAAUGGCGUUGAUGAGUUGAAUGAUCCCACACUAUCACUUGAGCAAGCCCUUAAUGAUACCGUUAGAAUUGACUACUACCAUGACCACCUCUGUUAUGUUCAAGCAGCAAUCAAAAACGGUACUAACGUGAAGGGAUACUUUGCGUGGUCAUUACUAGACAACUUUGAAUGGAAUUCUGGAUUCACCGUUCGAUUCGGUCUCUAUUUUGUUGAUUAUAACGAUGGACUAAAAAGGUACCCGAAAAAGUCGGCACUGUGGUUCAAAGGUUGGCUCUAGAAGUGAAGAAAGCCGAUUAGAGUUAUUGUUGGUCUUGGUUCUAUAUUUGUAUUUCCUUCAAUAAUGCAGAUGCUGUUGUGGACAAUAAUGUGAGGGAUGUCAAAUUUGUUUACGCAAAAUUUGAAUCCCAAAAUUAUAAUAAAUUUUAUCUGAUGAAGCAAAAUCAUUCAAUAA
Messenger RNA from Prunus dulcis (almond), 1707 nucleotides. Its product is annotated as beta-glucosidase 12-like. The record is from RefSeq and is a predicted model, not a curated record. The transcript is spliced from 13 exons. Gene Ontology annotation, biological process: carbohydrate metabolic process. Bases 1 to 1533 code for a protein of 510 amino acids. Gene Ontology annotation, molecular function: beta-glucosidase activity. Lineage: Eukaryota; Viridiplantae; Streptophyta; Magnoliopsida; Rosales; Rosaceae.